CCAAAUUAUAGAUUUUUUUAUCUUUUUACUUGGACUGAUUUCAAUCUCAGACCGAAUCAGAUCAGAUCAGAUCAUACCAGACCAAACCAAACUUGGAUAAUUAUAAAAAUAAAAGAAAUCGGACCAGACCAAAUCAGUUCAAAACAGACCAGAUCAGACUAGACCAGACCAGCAAAUUUUUACAGUCGAAGUAAAAACAUCCUAGAUCAUACCGAUACAGAACAACUCAAACUAGACCAGACUAAAUCAGACUAGUCCAAAUAAGAACACCCUUACACAAACCAGACCAAUCUAGAUUUAAAUAGGACAAAAGAUAAAAUUAGGCAAUAAGCCCAAUGAAAAUAUUCCUAAUAUAUUCACACACACACAUAUAUAUAAAUUGUUUCAGGGGUAGGAACUUAAUAUCCUAAUAUAUAUAGAAAUCUACCUAAUAUAUAUUUAGGAAUCUGACUAAUAUCUAUUUAGAAAUACUUUGUAUUUUGGAUCUCUUCUAUUAUAAAUAUAUCUAUCACAAUUCCUAUUACAGUACCCUUUCGUAGGAUCCCUAGCAGUGUGCCCUUCUCUAGUUCUCUCCGUUGGCUUUCCCCAUCUCUCUUCAUAGCCAGGUUGGCUUAGGUACUGAGAGCGAGCUGGUUCUUCCACUCCAUUCAAUGUUCUUCUGCCCUGUUCAAGAAAGAUGGACAGCAACAAAGUCAUUUCAGUUCCGAUUACUCUCAAGGGAGGAAGCAACUACUUGCUGUGGUCUAGACUGGUGAAGACUGCGAUUGGAAGACUAGGGCUAUGGAGUCACAUCACAGAUGAGGCUCAGAAAAAACCAAUGAACAAAGAAGAUGAAGACAUGAAAGCAAAGGAGCAAGCUUUAACUGAGUACAAAAGGUGGGUACAGGAUGACCUGAUGGUGCUAUCCGUGCUACAAGGUUCUCUUGAAGUUCCCCUCCUUGAAGCCUACAGCUACUGUGAGACUCCUAAACAUCUAUGGGAGACACUCCAGAAGACGUUUGGUAAUGAAAACAACCUUAGCCGAGUGUUUGAGUUGAAAGGGGCUAUCAACUCUCUUGCGCAGGAUGGUGAAGAGUUCACCAAACAUUUGGGAAAGUAUAGAUCUUUAUGGUCUGAACUUGAAAGCCUCAGACCCAACACCAUCGAUCCAGAGGUCCUUGCUGAAAGGAGAGAACAAGAUCAGGUUUUUGGGUUAUUGUUGACCUUGGUUCCGUCAUACAAGGAUGUGAUUGCACACCUUCUGAGGUCCUCAAAAUUACCAAUUAUGGAGGAAGUUUGUGCACAACUUCAAAAGGAAGAAGGAUCCAUGGGUCUCUUUGGCAGGAAAAAGGAGAUUGCCAUGGCACAUAAGGCUGAGGAGGUUAAUGCUAACCGAGCUAUGUACAAAGGGGGAGAAAGGAAGUACGGUGAAAGGUUUGCGGGUGAGUGUGAUCAUUGUAAGAAACCAGGACACAAGAAGAGCCAAUGCUGGAUACUUCAUCCUCACCUCAAGCCGCCAAAGUUCAACAAAGAUAGGGAGGCAAGAGCUCAUCUUUCUGCUGAAGCAAGUGGAACUGGUUCAUCCAGAACUAGUUCAAAUGCUCAAGUGGGUGAAAGUGAAGGAAGAGUUUUGACCUCACACCACUUGGGAGGGAAGAACAUGGAGAGUGAGAUGAUCAGGAGGUCUGACAUUGAAUCCCUCAUCAAAGCUCUUAAGGAGCAUGGAUAUUGAAAGCAGUAACUUGAUUGGGCAAGGAGUAACCAGGGGAGACCUCUAUUUGCUUGAAGACAUUGUCCCUAGAUCUAACUCUUGUUACUCUUUUAAUUCUGUUUCCUCUUUGAAUAAAGAUGCUUUAUGGCAUGCUAGGCUUGGACAUCCUCAUGUUAGAGCCUUAGGUUUAAUGCUACCUGGUUUCAAUUUUAAAAAUAAUGAAUGUGAGGCAUGUAUUUUGGGAAAGCAUUGCAAGACUGUCUUUGAAAGAUCUUCUACUGUUUAUGAG
Molecule: messenger RNA, 1979 nt
Organism: Cuscuta epithymum
Lineage: Eukaryota; Viridiplantae; Streptophyta; Magnoliopsida; Solanales; Convolvulaceae
Source: the annotation of a GenBank genome assembly